Molecule: messenger RNA, 1223 nt
Organism: Eruca vesicaria subsp. sativa (arugula)
Lineage: Eukaryota; Viridiplantae; Streptophyta; Magnoliopsida; Brassicales; Brassicaceae
Source: the annotation of a GenBank genome assembly
ACUCCCCGAUCUCCGUGGUCGUCGGUGGAAGAAAACGUCGACGAUAGCCUCGAAAAUGGGACUGUUAAGCAUCAUCCGAAAGAUCAAGAAGAAGGAGAAGGAGAUGCGUAUUCUUAUGGUUGGACUCGAUAACUCUGGGAAGACGACGAUAGUUCUGAAAAUGAACGGAGAAGACACAAGCGUGAUCAGUCCAACUCUUGGAUUCAACAUCAAGACCAUUAUUUACCAAAAGUAUACGCUGAAUAUAUGGGAUGUGGGUGGCCAAAAGACUAUAAGAUCUUACUGGAGGAACUACUUUGAGCAGACUGAUGGGUUGGUUUGGGUUGUGGAUAGCUCUGAUCUCAGGAGGCUUGAUGAUUGCAAGAUGGAGCUUGACAAUCUCUUGAAGGAAGAGAGGCUUGCGGGGUCAUCUUUGUUGAUAUUAGCAAACAAGCAGGAUAUUCAAGGUGCUCUUACACCUGAAGAAAUUGGCAAAGUGCUAAACUUAGAGUCCAUGGAUAAAAGCAGGCACUGGAAAAUCGUUGGCUGCAGCGCAUACACAGGUGAAGGUUUGUUGGAAGGAUUCGAUUGGUUGGUUCAAGACAUUGCCUCCAGAAUUUACAUGCUUGACUAAUCUCUGUGGUACUCAACUACCGUUAUUGUGUAACUGCAUGUUCUGCUUGAGUGUUUACAGCUGAAGAUUCACUUCCGCAGACACAUAGAAUCUUUUCUUUCGGUCUUAAUUGUAACAAUGAUUCUACAAUUAUACAUCUACGUUUGAAGACAAUAUUCUAACCUUGUUUGAUUGAAAGUGGACACACAAAAUGAUGUUCAAUACAUCCAACUAAAACUUAUUAUAAGAAGUAAAUCCCAAGUCAAUCACCAAAAUGACCAAAGUUGUUCGCAAAGUAGAAAAAGGAAAGGAAAGAUUAUUUGGACUUCUUUCCUACCUUCUUCUUGACAACUUCGUCGAUGUACAUUAUGCCUUUGCCCUUGUAAACUUCAGGAGGUUUGCAACUCCGGACUGUGGCAGCAAACUGAUGCACCCUGUCCUUGUCGAUCCCGGUGCAGCAAACCACAUUGUUCUUGAAACAGAAGACCCGAACAGCAGGAGGAACCGCGAGUUCGACUUCGUGACUGUAACCCAGUUUGAGGUACAAGAAACGGCCUGCUUCCUCAGCUCUGGCUUUGUAUCCAACUCCAACAAUCUUCAAGAAUCGAAAGAACUUGGCUUCCAUCUUCCC